Gaeumannomyces tritici R3-111a-1 is the source of this 159-nucleotide messenger RNA. RefSeq lists its product as hypothetical. The coding region runs from base 1 to 159 and encodes 52 amino acids. Lineage: Eukaryota; Fungi; Ascomycota; Sordariomycetes; Magnaporthales; Magnaporthaceae. The record is from RefSeq and is a predicted model, not a curated record. The transcript is spliced from 2 exons.
AUGGACGAUCCGAUGUGCCUGCCGACAGUGUACAGUAGUGGCUAUGACCCCGCCGUCCGUGGGCUGUUCCCCCUGAUCGAUAGCGACAGCGCCCAGGCAGUCAACUCAGGCAGGCGGGCAGGCGGUAGGGCAGGAGGCCUGGCGAUCAAGGCGGCCUGA